Fopius arisanus is the source of this 1590-nucleotide messenger RNA. RefSeq lists its product as uncharacterized. The record is from RefSeq and is a predicted model, not a curated record. The transcript has a single exon. NCBI's taxonomy places the organism in Eukaryota, Metazoa, Arthropoda, Insecta, Hymenoptera, Braconidae. The coding region runs from base 1 to 1590 and encodes 529 amino acids.
AUGGCAACAGUUGAAUGCAGUGUUCAGAUCCAAGAUGGUGAACAAGAGCAUCAAUCACCAUCACGAUCAAAUGAGGCGAAGCAGAAUAAUCUUCAACUGCUAUCUGAAAAAACUACAGCCAGUAACUGCGAAACUCAACACUCAACGGGAACAGUUUCAUCAAGAGUUGUUCAAUCCAAAAGCGGUAGCAACCAAGCUGCAACUGGCACUGAAGCUGAGAAUGGCCCACUCCUCACCGAAAUUAUCAACGACGAUACCAAUGGCUUUAGGAUUGAUCCAGCAAAUUACUCCCCGUUGCAGAACUCACAGCAACCUGGUCAAUCAGUCUUAGGUCAGUCCCAAAAUAAUCAAUCUCAAGCCAUCGUUGCCAGUGGUUCUCAAAAUGCCCAGGUUAUUUUUGGGUCACAAUAUUUUCUACAACAGCAUCAGUCAGGAGUACCACAGGUUGAACAACAACAGCAGCUCCCAGUCAGCAUCAUCAAUGCUACUCCCAACGGCUCCAGGAUUCAGCCUGCUGGCGAUCUUCAAUCGAUCAAUCUGCAGCGGCCUGCUGAAAUACAAGUUCAGCCUCAAAAUGUGCAAUUUGAAGCAACUGUUGCCAGUGAUUCUGAAAAUGACCAAGUAAUCCAUUCAUCUCAACAUUCUCUACAGCGGCGUCAACCAGAAGUACCUCAGCUCCAGCAGCAAAAGCAAGCCCCAGUUGACAUUAUCAAUACUCCUCCUAACAGCGCCAGUAUCCAAUGUAUAGCUGACCCUCAAUUGAUCAAUAUACAACAACCUGAUCAGUUAUCAGUUCAACCACAAAAUGACCGAUUUCAAACACCUACUUCCAGUGGCUCUCAGAAUGGCCCAGUAAUCCAUUCAUCACACAGUUCUUCACAGCAGCAUAAGCCAGAAACACACCAGCCUCACCAACAACAGCAACCCACAAUCAGCAUUAUCAAUACUAGUUCUGACGUCGCGAGGAUACAAUCUCCAGCUAACCCUCAAUUGAUCAAUAUGCAUCAACCAGUUCAACCUCAAAAUAACCGAUUUCAAGGAACUGUUAUCAGUAACUCCCAGAAUGUCCAAAUGAUCCAUCCGUCACAAACUUCUUCACGACAGCACCAGCCAGUAUUACCUCAGCUUCAGCAGCUUCCAAUGGGCGGUAUUAACGACGCUCCCAACAGCUCUAGGAUCCAACCCACAGGUGACCCUCAAUUGAUUAAUUUGCAACAACCUACUCAGCUGUUUCCAAACAAUGAUAGGCGUGCCGUUGAACACCAACAAAACUUUCAUUAUCACCCUUUGUUGAUGACCAAUCACCACCAACAUUAUCCGUUACUACUGAAUGCAAAUUAUUUUGCUAAUGGUAACCAACGAAAUCUUGAUGAACCGCCUGUAAAUCAAUUUCUAAUAAAUGAGGCCCACCAAGUCUAUGCUGAGGAUGGAAGAGACGUGAAUGAACCUCCGCAUCAAUUUAAUGUACCACAGCAACUGGCAAUGGAUGGAGGGAAUAAUGUUGAUCGACGAAAUGUUAAUCAUCCACUCGUUGCACCGCCAAACAAUUAUUUCCAAUAUGUUGCUGAACGGAACAGGCAGCAAGGUUGA